CGUGCCAAACUUAUCACCAACAGUAACCAGGUUUGAAUGAGCUAGGACCUUUUCCUGAUGCGUCCGUGUUUUAUGGGAAGUGUGUUGGUGAUGCACUGAAUUGACGGUAACCGCGGGACAGUAUUCAGUGUAUGUUGGAGAGAGCUGAAGUUAGCUUAGCUUUACAGCUAUUUUCCGGGUUUUUUUUUUUACACUGUUUUAUCAGUAGAAUGUUACUUUUCUGUGUUUAAGAAACCUUAACGUUCACAAUGAAUCUGGACAGACUGAGAAAGCGUGUACGCCACUACAUUGACCAGCAACAGUAUCAAAGUGCUCUCUUUUGGGCUGACAAAGUAGCAUCUUUAUCCCAUGAGGACCCCCAAGACAUUUAUUGGUUAGCACAGUGCCUUUACCUUACUUCACAGUAUCACAGAGCUUCUCAUGCCCUAAGGUCUCGCAAACUCGAUAAGUUAUAUGCAGCUUGCCAGUAUCUUGCUGCAAGGUGUCAUUAUGCGGCCAAAGAAUACCAGCAGGCACUUGACAUACUGGACAUGGAGGAAUCAGCAAGUAAAAAGUUAUUGGACAAGGGUGUAAAGGAUGAAAACGGUGCCACAGAAACUGCCAAGGAGUGGGAAAUGUCACCAUCUUCUAUCAGCAGUUCUGUUUGUCUCCUACGGGGAAAGAUUUAUGAUGCCAUGGAUAACAGACCUCUUGCCACGUCCAGCUACAAAGAGGCCUUGAAACUGGACGUUUACUGCUUUGAAGCUUUUGACCUUUUAACAUCUCAUCACAUGCUUACCGCUCAAGAGGAGAGAGAUUUCUUGGAUUCUCUUCCAUUUAGCCAACAGUGUACUGUGGAGGAUGAAGAGCUGCUACAUUUUCUUUAUGAGAAUAAGCUAAAAAAGUAUAACAAGCCCAGCGAGAUGGUUGUUUCGGACAUAGUGAAUGGUCUACAAGACAACUUGGAUGUAGUUGUCUCUCUUGCAGAACGACAUUAUUACAACUGUGACUUUAAGAUGUGCUACGCGCUCACUUCUAUGGUAAUGGUAAAAGACCCGUUCCAUGCAAAUUGUUUACCGGUGCAUAUAGGAACCCUAGUCGAGCUGAGCAAAGCAAAUGAAUUGUUUUACCUCUCUCAUAAACUAGUGGAUUUAUACCCAAAUAACCCAGUGUCAUGGUUUGCUGUGGGAUGCUACUAUCUCAUGGUGGGGCAUAAAAAUGAACAUGCACGCCGGUACCUAAGUAAGGCCACCACACUGGAGCGCACGUAUGGGCCUGCAUGGAUAGCGUACGGCCAUUCAUUUGCUGUGGAGAGUGAACAUGACCAGGCCAUGGCAGCAUAUUUUACUGCUGCCCAGCUGAUGAAAGGGUGCCACUUACCCAUGCUGUAUAUUGGUCUGGAGUAUGGUCUAACUAACAACCCGAAGCUGGCAGAGCGCUUUUUUAGCCAGGCUCUGAGCAUCGCUCCAGAAGACCCCUUCGUCAUUCAUGAAGUAGCUGUGGUGGCCUUUCAGAAUGGAGACUGGAAGACGGCAGAGAAGUUGUUUUUAGAUGCACUGGAGAAGAUCAAGGCAAUUGGCAAUGAGGUAACAGUGGAUAAAUGGGAACCAUUGUUAAACAACCUAGGUCACGUCUGUCGAAAACUCAAGAAAUAUGAGCAGGCGCUAGAAUACCAUCGACAGGCUCUAGUUCUUGUCCCCCAGCAUGCCUCUACCUACUCAGCCAUCGGCUAUGUUCACAGCCUUAUGGGGAACUUUGAAAGUGCUAUUGACUACUUUCACACUGCACUUGGUUUGAAAAGGGAUGACACAUUUUCUGUUACCAUGCUCGGCCACUGCAUCGAGAUGUACAUUGGUGACUCAGAUGCAUACUUAGGAACUGACAUCAAGGACAAAGUGAAGAUGAUUCCGAAUACAACCGCUAUAAAAAAGAUACUUAGCAGCACGUCGGCGGACGAAAACGAGAGUCAACCACAGCCUCUGGAGGACAGCAGUGUCAUGUCACUGGAGACUCCACCUGCAGAUGCCUUCCAGCGCUUUCUCUUAGAAUGUGACACGCGGGAGAACGACAUGAUGCUAGAAACCUCCAUGUCCGACACCAGUACGUGAUGAUGGUGAUGAGCCUUGUAAUAGUACGAAAGAGUUAUUUGUUAAUGACUGAGUAAUGAAACAGCUGCUCUGAAGAUGGUGUAUGCACAACCCUCCAUUUAAAGCAAAAGUCUUUAUUUACAUUGUUUUGCACUUAAAUCAAUUUUUAUUGCAAAUAAAAGUGCUAAACUGGUUGGGAUUUUCA
Molecule: messenger RNA, 2271 nt
Organism: Trichomycterus rosablanca
Lineage: Eukaryota; Metazoa; Chordata; Actinopteri; Siluriformes; Trichomycteridae
Gene: cdc16
Product: cell division cycle 16 homolog (S. cerevisiae)
Exons: 18
Coding region: 249-2087 (612 amino acids)
Biological process (GO): positive regulation of mitotic metaphase/anaphase transition; protein ubiquitination; anaphase-promoting complex-dependent catabolic process
Cellular component (GO): cytoplasm; anaphase-promoting complex
Molecular function (GO): protein binding
Source: RefSeq, a predicted model, not a curated record